This is a messenger RNA of Didymella exigua CBS 183.55, 1085 nucleotides long. RefSeq lists its product as uncharacterized. The record is from RefSeq and is a predicted model, not a curated record. The coding region runs from base 263 to 985 and encodes 240 amino acids. Gene Ontology annotation, biological process: cilium assembly. The transcript has a single exon. Lineage: Eukaryota; Fungi; Ascomycota; Dothideomycetes; Pleosporales; Didymellaceae.
GGCAGAGCUCGAGCAGCUGUGAUGUUCGUUACGGGAAGGCAGCUAACUGGUUUGGGCAACAGGCUACAAUAUCCGCUGUUGCCCGGCUCUAGGACUGCUAAGCCGAACCUCAGAUUCAUGUUGAAUAGUAUCAGACUGGAUACCCUAAUUCAAUCAGAAACACCAAUUGAAAACUUCACAGAAUUGUAUCUCAUUUCGUUCAAAGCAGAUCCAGCCUCCAAGUUACUACACCGAGAACUCAUCUUCAUACGAAUUCAGCACCAUGGCCGUCGACACGAUCAACACAUCGCUGUCAGCGAAUGACUCCCGCAUAUUGAACGCGCUCUUCGAUCCAGAAACACUUCCAUCAUCUGUCGCAAAGUCAAAAGAUGCAUCCGCCAUAGACACAACGUUACCUCCGCACCCCGCCAUUUCUUCAUCACAGCUCUCUAUUCUCGAGACACAACAGAACGACAUCAUCCGCCGCACAUCGAGCGAAUCCAGCCCAGAGUUACUCGAUGCUGGGAUUCAAGAGUUCGAAAACAUCAUCGCCACAAAUCCUACGUACCCAAGCGCCUUCGUUAAUCGCGCACAACUGCGGAGGAUACGCAUCGAAGCCGCACUUCCAAAAGAAGCACAUAUCUUCUCAGCUCCAGAAUCGGACAUAGAGAACCUCUUUACAGAUCUAUCCCGCGCAGUCCACCUGUCCCUUCCCACAUCAUCCCCGACAGCCCCAGUCUCCGCAUACCAGGCGCGCAUCUUACGAACCGCGUUUUCGCACCGCGCUUUUCUGUACUUGAAAGCUAGCGAAACCUGUACAGAGCUGGGGGGGCUAGGCAAGAGCGAGCUGGAGGAAUUGGCGUCGAAAGAUUUUGCUGCUGCGGCGCGGUACGGCGACGAGGCAGCGAGGGAGAUGAGUGUUAGGACGAAUCCGUACGCAAAGAUGUGCGGUGCUAUUGUCAAGAAUGCUCUGAGGGAGGAGAGGAAGGGGAGUGGGAUGACGUAGACCGAGAUGAGAAUCAGGCUCGCGGUAUGGUGCUGCUUAGAGAUAAAGUGCCCCGCAUCGAGCCGCUACUACCACACGCAAACGUUUUGUGGACUUCGUA